AUGGCGUGCGCCGUGCCGCGGGUGGACCGCGGCGGGUACAAGCUGCACCUGGACUGCCCGGUGGACGCCCAGUUCGUCCAAAAGCUGCGGUCCAUCCAACGGCAGCUGGAGAGCGCCCUGGACAAGGGCUUGCCUGUGAAGCCCCAGACAGAAAUGGUCCAGAGCGAUUCUGAGGACGAGGAGGUGAAGGAGCUGCAGGAGCGCACGGAGCGGCUGCUGUCGCGGCUGCCCAUGGGCAACCGCAUCCACAAAGUGCUGGAGGCCACUGCGGCGGUGCCUGUGCCGGACAGCCGCGCGCCAGUGCCGCUGGGUAGCCUUGGGGCGCAGGCGGCCUAUGUCGCCCAGCAGCGCUUCGGCCAGACUCUGGCGGUCGGCUCCGCGCCGAUUUCGCCUCUGCCGCGGUCGCCGGUGUUUCACAAGCUGAUGCUGCGGCGCCAGAGCCGAUCCCCGGCGAGCUCCCCUUCGAAGUCCGCGACGUCGCCCUCCAAAUCUCCAGCCCUGUGGCCUAACGAGCGGCCUGUGGCGCAGCCCCAGUCGCCCGUGUACCGCCAGCUGCAGCAUCAGCGCCAGCGGAGGGCCUCCCCGAAACCGCCCUUGGCCUCGCCGUCGCCCUCCGCGUCGCCGGCGUCGCCUUGCUUCGUGUGGCCCUCUGAGCCAAACGAGCCGAAGCCACUCCCCAAGUCAACACUGAGACCCGCUACAGUCGCUGUGACACAGCCAAAGCCCAUCACACCAAUCAAGCCAGCCUCACCGAGGAAGGCCAAGCCUCCAGCACCACCCCCGCCUCCCAGACAGGCCCGGGACUGUGUGUCCUUUGGUGCCAAGGACGACUGGACUUGGCUGCAGUCUGUGAGGGCCUGGGACCGAGAGGCGGAAGCACAAGGCGGAUGGGCGGAUGGGCGGAGGGAUGCGAUGCUGAAGUUUUGGGUUGGGCUGCGACAAGCUGGUAACAACAUCUCUUGCGGAAAGCUCUGCAUCGAUUUCAGUGGCAACCAUCAGCCCGCCAAAGAUUACACUAACCUCGUCCGCUUGGAGUUCCUCAAUCAGCUGGCAUGUCGGGGGCAGCAAGCGAAAGCAGAGAUCUCCCCCUGGGCACUUCUGGCGGUGGUGGGGCUCGCUCAUCGAGCUUGGGCGGGCAUCCCAGAGAAGAGGCUGGCAUGUCAGGGGCAGCAAGCAAAAGCAGAGAUCUCCCCCUGGGCACUUCUGGCGGUGGUGGGGCUCGCUCAUCGAGCUUGGGCGGGCAUCCCAGAGAAGAGGCUGGCAUGUCAGGGGCCGCAAGCGAAAGCAGAGAUCUCCCCUUGGGCACUUCUGGCGGUGGUGGGGCUCGCUCAUCGAGCUUGGGCGGGCAUCCCAGAGAAGAGGCUGGCAUGUCAGGGGCAGCAAGCGAAAGCAGAGAUCUCCCCCUGGGCACUUCUGGCGGUGGUGGGGAUCGCUCAUCGAGCUUGGGCUGGCAGCCCACAGAAGAGGCUGGCAUGUCAGGGGCAGCAAGCGAAAGCAGAGAUCUCCCCCUGGGCACUUCUGGCGAUGGUGGGGCUCGCUCAUCGAGCUUGGGCUGGCAUCCUAGAGAAGAGGCAGGCAUGUCAGGGGCAGCAAGCGAAAGCAGAGAUCUUUUUCUGGGCACAUCUGGCGGUGGUGGGGCUCGCUCAUCGACUUUGGGCGGGCAUCCCAGAGAAGAGGCUGGCAUGUCAGGGGCCGCAAGCGAAAGCAGAGAUCUCCCCCUGGGCACUUCUGGCGGUGGUGGGGCUCGCUCAUCGAGCUUGGGCGGGCAUCCCAGAAAAGAGGCUGGCAUGUCAGGGGCAGCAAGCGAAAGCAGAGAUCUCCCCCUGGGCACUUCUGGCGGUGGUGGGGCUCGCUCAUCGAGCUUGGGCUGGCAUCCCAGGGCAGCAAGAGAAAGCAGAGAUCUCCCCCUCAGCGCUUCUGGCGGUGGUGGGGCUCGCUCAUCGAGCUUGGGCUGGCAUCCCAGAGAAGAGGCUGGCAGAUUGGGCACAGCAAGCGAAAGCGGAGAUCUCCCCCUGGGCGCUUCUGGCGGUGGUGGGACUCGCUCAUCGAGCUUGGGCUGGCAUCCCAGAGAAGAGGCUGGCAUGUCAGGGGCAGCAAGCGAAAGCAGAGAUCUCCCCCUAUCUCCCCCUUGGCGCUUCUGGCGGUGGUGGGGCUCGCUUAUCGAGCUUGGGCUGGCAUCCCAGAGAAGAGGCAGCAAGCGAAAGCAGACAUCUUGCCCCAGGCACUUCUGGCGGUGCUGGCGUUCGCCCAUCAAGCAUGGGCCGGCAGCCUACUCGAGAGGAAACUGUUCGAUGCGGGAUUCCUUCAGGAUCUGAGCUACGUCAAGAGUUUCAACAGCAUCUUCAGGCAAGCCUUUUGAAUGAGCGAGCAAGUGGAGCCAACGAAGGAGCCUCCAUCCCUACGCUGCAGCCAUUUGCGGGCGGGGAUGUGGCAGCAGUGGCUUUGGGCGGGGCGGACGGCAAGUCAAGGGGAGCCUCUGAAAGAGACGUGCCGAGAGCAAAUCCCUUCUUCGCCCCGUUUGAGCCGCUUGUGCAGAGACACAACGCCGACGUUGAGGAGGCCAAGAUUGCUGGCACGGAGCUGGAAGAGCUGGUUGGAGCGAGGCCAGGCUUCCAGUCUGCAACAGCCGUUGUCUUGUCGGAUGUCUCUGCGGGUCCUGCCGCUCCCGCCAUCGCUGCUUCGCGGGGCUCCCAGGAGUCUAUGGACUCGCCGAAGUCGGGGCGCGUUCGCAGGCGAUCCGGCAGCCAGACCCCCACGCUGCUCUCAGAUACCGUGAGGACCAUGCGGUCUCCCAACGAAACGCAAGACUGGCACAGCUGUGACUCCUCUGAUAGCUUCGCGACGGAGUCCGUUCAGCGCUCUGCCACACGGCAGAACACCGCCAGCGAUGAGGAGAGGAUGGUGAGCAAAGCGAGCAUGGCGAGCAAACGAAGCCGACGCAGCACGAAGAGCAGCACCAAAAGCCGCAGUCUCAGCCCGGUGCGCGCCUGGAUGCCGAAUUUGCCCAACGGCGUGCUGCCUGACUCACCCUGGGACAGCGUCACCAGCCCCGGCAAAGCCAUGCAGCCCCGCUGCAGCAGCUGCCCGCUGGAGGGCGCGGACGGCGAGAUCUCCUUCCACCUGGGCCCCACGCUGCCCAUGCACCGCGGUAGGAGCCGUGCGGCGGACGGUGCGCCGCAAGCAUUUUCCAAAGAGACGGAGGUGUUGCAACCCGAAGGCCGCCGGCCACACCUGCAGCCCGCAGGCGAAUCGCGCUUCUCGAGCCAAGAGCGCCAUGGUGCGGUCUCCCCCACCAGCAACUGCGUGUCCUUCGCAGGCGAUGAGGAGAAGGCCAAGAGCGAACAAGGACGUGCGAGCUUCGACGAGGAGAGUCAGCUGCCUUCAAGCUCAGAACUCAUGUGCGCCACCUUUGGAAUCCAAGACAUGGCGCGGCACAGAGAGGUGCCGUGUGGGGAUGUGGCGGCGGUGGCUUUGGGGAGCGACAGCAAGUCAAGAGCUUCCGGAGACGUGCCAAGAGGUCCCUUCUUCACCCCGUUCGAACCGCUCGUGAGAAGGGGUGCUGACGCAGAGGAGGUCAAGGUUGCCAGCAUGGAGACGGGCAACCGGAGAAGCUUGGAAGGACCAGUUGGAGCGAGGCCAGGCUUCCAGUCUGCGACAGCCGUUUGCUUGUCAGAUGUCCGCGCGGGUCCUGCCGCUCCCGCCGCUCCCGCCAUCUCUGCUUCGCGGGGCUCCCAGGAGUCUAUGGACUCGCCGAAGUCGGGGCGCGUUCGCAGGCGAUCCGGCAGCCAGACCCCCACGCUGCUCUCAGAUACCGUGAGGGCCAUGCGGUCUCCCAACGAAACGCAAGACUGGCACAGCUGUGACUCCUCUGAUAGCUUCGCGACGGAGUCCGUUCAGCGCUCUGCCACACGGCAGAACACCGCCAGCGAUGAGGAGAGGAUGGUGAGCAAAGCGAGCAUGGCGAGCAAACGAAGCCGACGCAGCACGAAGAGCAGCACCAAAAGCCGCAGUCUCAGCCCGGUGCGCGCCUGGAUGCCGAAUUUGCCCAACGGCGUGCUGCCUGACUCACCCUGGGACAGCGUCACCAGCCCCGGCAAAGCCAUGCAGCCCCGCUGCAGCAGCUGCCCGCUGGAGGGCGCGGACGGCGAGAUCUCCUUCCACCUGGGCCCCACGCUGCCUAUCGGGCGUCACCGUAGGGGCCGUCCGAAGUUUGAGCCAGAAGGGCCGUCAGACUUGAAGCAGUUGAUCAAAGAGAAGGACUCGGCGCAGCAGUCGCCGAUCUCGGCGCAGCUGCAAUCUCCGAUGUCCCCGUUCUCGCCCCUGUCUUCAGAACCCCCGUCAUCGAUGCCCUCGCCGUCUCCCAGCACGUCACCCAAGCCGAGCACGCCAACAUCGCCGGAGAAGGUGGAGCCCAAGCCCGAGCCGAAGCCAGAGCCGAAGAAAGAGCCCAAGCCAGAGUCAAAGAAGGGGAAGGGAGGGCCGCCAAAAGGAACCGGGAAAGGCGAGAAAGGAAAGGACGCCAAGGGCAAGGGCAAGGCGAAAGCUGAGCCAAGGAAGCCCGACAUCAAGCCGGGGGUCCAGGUGAAGCGCCUUUUCUGGAACUCCUUCCGGGUGGACUCCGAGCGCAAGACCGUGUGGAACGAGAUCGAGCGUGAAGGAGCGCCGAUUGAUACCGACCAGCUGGAGGCGCUCUUCUGCGAUGAGCCCAACAAGCGAAUGGCCUCGCCAUCCCCAGAAGCUGAACGUGGCGUGAAGAAGAUCCAGGUGCUGGACACGCAGCGCCGGCGCCAGGUCUGCGUGAUGUUGGCGCGGCUGCCGCCCGGCCAGGCGGUGGCCCAGGCGCUCAGAGAGCACCGGGCCCUGGACAGCGAGCAGGUGGAGCUGCUGCUCAUCAACGUGCCCUCGCCUGAGGAGCUGAAGCUGCUGCGCAAGGCCCAGGAGGAGCACACCAUUGACGAGUUCCACAUUUGGGACACUGCGGAGGAGUUCCUGCUGCUGCUGGUGCAGGUGCCGCACUUCGAGCUGCGGCUCAGGGCCUGGCACUUCCGGAACACCUUCGAAGAGCGCUUCCAGGCGCUGGCGCAGGCGCUGCGCUGCGUCUCCGAGGGCUGCCAGCGGGUGCUGACCUCCCCCUCCAUCCGCCACUUGCUGGGCAUCGUUCUCUACGUGGGGAACUACCUCAACGGCGGCACCCCGCGGGGCCGCGCGGACGGCUUCGCCCUGGACACCCUGGUGCUCAUGCGCACGGUGAAGAUGUCUCAAGGAGACAAGCCGGGCACCUUGGUGGACUACGUCACGGGGCAGAUGGAACGCGUCUACCCGGGGGAUUUGCAGAGCGUCUUUGCACCGGGAGGCGACUUUGAGCUUCUGAAGGCGGCGGCACGGCACAAGGGCCCAGACCUGGUGGACGAGUUGCGGGCCUUCAAAAACCUGGCAGACGAGCUGCAGAAGAAGAUGGGAUCUUCGGAGGAUGCGAGCAUGGACGAAUGCGCGCAGGCCAUGACACAGCAGGUCGAGGUGCUGGCGGGCUUGGAGGCGGAGCAGCGCGAGCUGGAGGCGAGAUACGAGGAGAUCGUGGUGUGGUUCCACAUGGAGGACAAAGGCAUCCGCAAGCCCACGGAUGAGUUUUUCGGCAUUUGGGCCAAGUUCUUGGCAGAUAUCCAGACAGCCAAAAAGGCCUACGAGGAGCAGGCGCUCCGGGAGAAGCGGAAGAACUCCAUGCCCCCGCGGCGCAGCUCGAUGGCGGUGCCCAAGGAGGCGAGGAGCCGCCGGAGCUUGACGCCCCGCCGACACACGUCAGGUGAUGGUGUCGCCGAUCCGCCGGGAGAUGGGGGAGCUGCCGAUGCGGCGCGAGGCCACGGAACCCCAGGCGGAGGAGAUGGCGGUGCCUGAUGCCUGAGGUGCUUUGCAUUCUCACUGUGCCGGAGUUGGCCUGGUUGGAUGGCAAGGCCUCAGACAUCUUGAGUGUUUGCCUUGGCGAAAUGUUUGCUGCCAACACGAAGUGACUGGCAGUGGAUCGAUGCGCUCGCAUGCGCAUGAAAAUGCCGCAGGUGCCGGG
Effrenium voratum is the source of this 6058-nucleotide messenger RNA. The record is from the annotation of a GenBank genome assembly. Lineage: Eukaryota; Dinophyceae; Suessiales; Symbiodiniaceae.